AUGCGUGCGACGUCGUUCUUGAUGUCUGAUGGGGAUUUGCAUCCUGAUGCUGUACCCCCAACGACCUGCAAUAGGAGAAUUACCCCAGAUUGCUUGAAGACCUUGUGCGACGUACAUCUCCCUAGUUUCGCUACUUUUUCUGUUUGCUUCCUUACGCUUCGAAUGCCGCUAACCAUACCCAACAAACUUCCAGUCGGAAAUCUCUCGACUUUGCUGGUGACCUUAACGAGUUUGUCAAUCGGGCUGAUUUGCCGACAAUUGGUUCCAGCACGGGCAGGCACCAAUUUUACUACUGUCAGCCUCAAUGGUGGUGAUGACCAGAGCAUUCCUGGCGUCCAGUACACUGUUGGGAUUUCUGCUCCCAUUCCCAAACACUUACUACAGGUGAAAACCACGCUUCUUAUCAUUUUCGAGCGAGCAAGUCUCGAUACACUCCCAUCCAGCACCAGCACCAGCCUCGAGUUUCACCAUGCGGACGAGGCACCACCGUCGAGACUUGAGAAGGUAGAACUGGAGUGA
Molecule: messenger RNA, 519 nt
Organism: Marasmius oreades (fairy-ring Marasmius)
Lineage: Eukaryota; Fungi; Basidiomycota; Agaricomycetes; Agaricales; Marasmiaceae
Exons: 2
Coding region: 1-519 (172 amino acids)
Source: RefSeq, a predicted model, not a curated record